AUGCCACUAGUGCACGCCUACCAAAUCCUCUAUUACACUCAGCAUGUAAAUUUUCAAAUCCGGUUAUUUAACAAAGUCGUAGCAGAUAUUGAUUUUUGGGAAACGACUUCACGCGAAACUGAGUUGUUUUACAACAAAUCUUAUCAAAAACAAGUGGAGCACAGACUAAAGUUUUGCAUCGAAAGAUUCCAGGAGUUUGUCAAAAUAUACAUUGUAAAAAUCCGAGAAAUCGACAUUUUGGUUGCAGCAUUUGCAAUUUGUGGCGUUCUUAUUGGAAUUGGAAUUUCCUUUUGUAUGUCUUCUAACAAUUUGAGUCCUGGGAGUUAUUUGCGAAUGUCCGCCAUUGCGCUUCUUGGAAGUACGACUUUUUCGGCUAUUAUUUGGAGCGGCCAAUCCUUUGAAACCCUUAUGGCUGAAUUGAUUGCGACGCUAAGUCAAAUACGGUGGUACAACUUUAAUGGAACCAAUAAAAAACUCUAUUUAAUUUUCUUAACAAAUAUUAUGAAAGAACAUAAAAUCAAAUUUACCGAAAAUUAUUCCAUUAACUACCAACUCGGACUAGCCAUCGUCAGGGGGAUUUAUUCAAUCGCGUCUGUUGCUGUAAAAAUGCGCUCAUAA
Molecule: messenger RNA, 618 nt
Organism: Tribolium madens (black flour beetle)
Lineage: Eukaryota; Metazoa; Arthropoda; Insecta; Coleoptera; Tenebrionidae
Exons: 4
Coding region: 1-618 (205 amino acids)
Biological process (GO): sensory perception of smell; detection of chemical stimulus involved in sensory perception of smell
Cellular component (GO): plasma membrane
Molecular function (GO): odorant binding; olfactory receptor activity
Source: RefSeq, a predicted model, not a curated record